This is a messenger RNA of Eremothecium cymbalariae DBVPG#7215, 1608 nucleotides long. RefSeq lists its product as uncharacterized. The transcript has a single exon. Lineage: Eukaryota; Fungi; Ascomycota; Saccharomycetes; Saccharomycetales; Saccharomycetaceae. Bases 1 to 1608 code for a protein of 535 amino acids. The record is from RefSeq and is a predicted model, not a curated record.
AUGGAGUUGCCUGGGUAUUACUACGAUGAGGAGCGGGGCAAGUACUUCAAGAUUACGAAUAAUACCAGGCAGGGGCUUGGUGAGGUAAGACGGUACGACCGAGAAGAGCUGAAACGUAAACAGCGGGAUGACGAGCAGCAAGUACUUGCAGAACGCAUCAGGUCAAGGGAACGCAAGGCUGUACGAAGGAUUGUUGUUGAGCGGUUGGAACGCGGGCCCGCUAGGGCGGGUGCGAGAGGGACAGGUGUUGUGGAUUCGCUGUUGCAGUGUUCGCUGCAGAGGAGGGAGUGUGAGACGGGCGGUGCUGGAUUGAAUUAUCGCGAACAUGUGGAUAUUUUCAGCGGGGCAGCAGCGGUAGUCGGCGAGAUACUGCCGUAUGUGAGUGUUGUGGAGGCACCUUCAGGUGGUGAUAGUGGCGGUUUGCUGGUGGCGGUAUGUGACGAGAACGGUACGGAAUAUGUUAUCCAGGAACGAGACGGCAAGAUUGUGGGCAUGAGGGAAAUGGUACGUGGGUUGGGGUCGGCGGUGCCGUUGGCGCUGGUGUUGCCGGUUCGUUAUGCCGGGAAUGAUGCGCAUCAGGGAUGGCUGUUGAAUACUGGGAACGAGUACAUUUUAAGCAGUGCUGCUGCUGCGCCUGUGGCGCUGUCGCCGAAUGCAGCAAUGCGUACUCCUGCUUGCGCCAGUGCUGCCAUAAGCCGGAUUGGCGUAGCGUCGGGAAUCGAGGUGUUCGAUAUGCUUGAAUUACCUGUUAGUACUGCAACAGCUGCUGACUAUAUAAACGUGGUGUGCCUUGCCAUGCACAACAGGGUUCAGUUUUUGACGCACGAUUACGGCAGCGGGCUGGGCGCAAGUCGGCAUGGAGUGUUCAGGCUACCUAGAACGCUGAGGGUGCCACAACAACAGCAGCGAACAGAUGUGCUGUCUUUGGCGGGUACCGUUUUUGGUGAGUUGUUUGCUGGUUGCCGUGCAGGGCAACUUUUCCGGUUCAAAUUUCACCCGGACAACAGAACCGAUGACGUGCUACUGUUGCAGUACUUCAAUGGCCCAGUGGUAAACAUCAAAUUCAUUCCAAACACAAGGUUACUUGUGGUUUCUGUGUUUGCCCAUCCAUGCCAAUGUGUGUACUUGAUCACGGUUGAUUAUUUGCAAAAUCCUAUAAUAGCAAGGUUCAAGAGCAAAUUCCAAAACACUUGUAAACGUACGGAAAUACUUCAUGUAUCCGACGAUGGUAGCUAUUUAAUAUACGGUAGCUUGCUUGCGGAUGAAGGUCGUGGUGAUUUUGAAGUCUUCUCGACCAACGUGACUGGCCAAUUGGUUACGGACUACGACGAAACGACAAAGGUUCCCAUCGUCCACGCCUUCAAGUCGAUGAAGAGCUGCAUACCAAAGCAAAGUAUUAAGCGGUUACUCGCUGUGACCCUAACAACUUCCCACCAUAAAGAGCAUAGCGAUUUUGAGCAUUUCCACACCCGUUGCAUUGAUCACCACCACCAUAUGGUCUAUCGCCAUGUGUCACCGAAUGGGGAACCGUCCCAUUUACGGCUCAUAUCGUUAUCUAAAGAUGAGGAUGACGUGGGCAUCGUUCUGAGGUCUGUUGAUUUACUUUAA